Messenger RNA from Puma concolor (puma), 1587 nucleotides. RefSeq names its product HHLA1 neighbor of OC90 (gene HHLA1). The record is from RefSeq and is a predicted model, not a curated record. Lineage: Eukaryota; Metazoa; Chordata; Mammalia; Carnivora; Felidae.
AUGCCGGGCUUCCCGGGACCCGGUCCUCCGGUGAGGCUGUGCGUGGGCCUCACGUGCAUUCUGUCCCUUUGGAACACAGUGUCUGCUGUGAAAGGAGAAGCCAAGAAGGAAAAGGUGAUGACCCUCCUUCCUCCAACAGUGUCUGGCCUUGGAGGAGAAGAGAGGAAGGAAAAGGGGGUGGCUUUUCUCGACACCACAGAACUGCCCGCAAGGUCAGUCGAUCUGUCCGCGCUGAACCUGACAGAGCUGGUGAACGGGAUGCUGAGCAGAGCUUUAAAAGAUACGAAGAAGUUCUUCUCCCUGCUAAGCAUCACCUCCUACAGUUCCGUGGCCUUCCACAAGUUUUCCGUGGCCAUUUACAACAUUUCUAACCUGAAGGCUGUGGACCCCGCCAGGUUCCCCACCCGGUACUGUUACUGUCUGAACAACCGGACCAAUGACUUAUCAGAUUUCACGGCCCUGCUGGUGGACGUCGUUGGAAAUUCUACCAGCUACCUCACGGAGAUUUUCAAGUCAACCUCAAUCCUCUCAGUGAGUCAGACAAAUGAAUCCGACUGCACCUUCAUCUGUAUGAUGACAGGAAAGUCAGGACGGAACCUUUCUGACUUCUGGGAGGUGGCAGAGAAAUCUCCUGUUAUCAACUACACAUUUACCAGCAGCAUGCCUGGUGGUCCAGGUGAGUCUACCAAGGGCUCGUCUGUGACUUCAAUGCCCAUACCCACAAGCCAGCAAACACUACCAAGGAGAAGCCCCCCGCACGGAGCCCAGAGCACCAGAGUGUCCUCUCUGAGAACUGUUCCCUGGACAGAGACAACUCCUCUUGCAAAGGGAGAGCAGACCCAGAACCCGGGAAGCCUUCCUGAGCUUCACUCCAGGACCGCGGCCACGCGGGGCAGCGCCUCCCCAACCCCAGCCUUGGCUACCAGGAGGGCGACCCGAACUCCAUGGGUGACAACCAGCAGUCAGGCGUGGACUUCCAACCUACCUGUGCCCUGGGCUCAGACCAUGGGUGAGAAAGCACCCGGAGGGCCUCCCUGGGAAACAUCGUCCUCCACACCCACAUCUCCUGCAGAGGCCAUGACCACGUGGAGCCUUUCUGGGCCACCUGUUGGGGCAGCGUCCACACAGGGCAGCUCAUCCCAGGCCAGCCCAGCCUCAGGAACCUUCACCCCUGGCACACAGACCCCGAAUCCAACCAAGGCACCAGCCCCUAGAUACCCACAAACAGGUGACGCCCCGUUGGCCUGGCCAUUUGCUCCUGGAGAGGAACCAGCCCUGGCCCCGGGACCCCACCAGGUUUCUAGGUGUCCUCAGCUGCUGGUCGAAGAGGGGACCGUCACAGCCGCUCCCCUCCCCCUGGCCAUCCGGAAGCUCAACCCUUGCCUGAUGGAGCUGUGCCGUUUUUUCCAGCAAUGCCUCUGCAUGAGCCAGAAGAGAGACCCCAGGAUGGAGGCCAUGAGGUACUGUCUUGAAUACUAUUCCUGGUUUCUGAAGAAUGCAACAUACAUCUGUCAGAGGGUGAAAAGGGUGCCCCACUCACACACCUUAAAACAAAAAUGCCUCCGGAAUAUCUGCCUGUCCGUGUGA